Molecule: messenger RNA, 2502 nt
Organism: Hordeum vulgare subsp. vulgare (domesticated barley)
Lineage: Eukaryota; Viridiplantae; Streptophyta; Magnoliopsida; Poales; Poaceae
Product: protein PAIR1-like
Exons: 11
Coding region: 158-2230 (690 amino acids)
Biological process (GO): microsporogenesis; embryo sac development; meiotic DNA double-strand break formation
Cellular component (GO): nucleus
Source: RefSeq, a predicted model, not a curated record
AGCAGAGAGAGAAUUCAAAUUUCUCGGUGACUCUCUCAUUCCCCAACACCACCUCCACCGCCUCCCUAUCCGUCGCUCUCCUCCACCUCUUCCUCCUGCCACCGCCGGCGAUCACCGCCGCGCCCUCCUCGGCGGGGGGCCACUCCGGAAGCACGCGAUGAAGCUUAAGAUCAACAAGGCGUGCGACCUCGCCUCCAUCUCCGUCCUCCCUCCCCGGAGGACCAGAGGGAGCAACGGUGGCGGUGGCGGCGGGAUGAGCGCGCCUGCUGCUGCUUCCGCGGCGCAGCAGCAGGGGUCCCAGACGAUGUCGCAGAAGUCCUUCUCGCAGGGAGGCGGCGGCGGUUCGUUCUCGCAGGGCGUCGGAGCUUCCUUCUCGCAGGGCAUAGGCAGCGGAGGCGCGUCCUUCUCGCAGGGCAGCGGUGGUGGAGGCGUGGCGUUCUCUCAGGGAGGUGGAGGCGGAGGCGCGUCCUUCUCGCAGGGCAGCGGUGGUGGAGGCGCGGCGUUCUCUCAGGGAGGUGGAGGCGGAGGCGCGGCGUUCUCUCAGGGAGGUGGAAGCGGAGGCGCGGCGUUCUCUCAGGCAGGUGGAAGCGGAGGUGCGGCAUUCUCUCAGGGCGGAGGUGGCGGAGGCGCGGCCUUCUCGCAGGGCGGAGGUGGCGGAGGCGCGGCCUUCUCGCAGGGCGGUGGCAGCGCGUCGCUCUUGCACGCGCAGUCGCAGCUCUCGCAGGCCUCCCUCGACGAGAGCCUCCUCUCGCAGGCUCCCGCGCGCAGCCAGAGAUUUGCCUUGCAAGAGGACUCAUCAAAGAGGAUGUCUUCGUAUCCUGCCAGUUCAGCUUCUUCUUGUGUGCGUGACGAAUCUCAGCUGCAACUGGCAAAAAUAACAACCAACCCUAUCCAUCGCUGGAGCCCCUCUCUUCCGGAUAGCAGAUGUCAGGUUAAUGAGGAUGUUGAACGCAAAUUUCACCAUGUGGCGAGUUCAGUACAUAAGAUGGGAAUGAUACUAGACUCGGUUCAAAAUGAUGUGAUGCAGUUAAACAGAGCCAUGAAGGAGGCAUCACUAGACUCUGGGAGCAUUCAGAAAAAGUUUGUGCUCCUAGAAGACUCUCUAAAGCAAAUUCUUAAGGGACAAGAUGAUCUCAAAGCAGUCCUUGAGGAAAGCACAAAAAGAAAUCCUGACCAGCUGGCUAUUCUCAACUCCCACACCAGAAAACUGGAUGGGAUAUCCUCGCUACUUUCAGUCUUCCCAAAGCAAGUUCAAACAGAAUUGGGGCAACUGAAGGGUGAUAUCUUUAGAAUUUUUACAAAAGAGAUGGAGGGGGUCGUUAGAGCUUUCAGAUCUCUCAACAGUAGUGUGCCCGGUGCGAUGCAAAUGCUGGCAGACCAGAGCUGCACCACCAAUGCAAAAACCCCGAUGAAGCAGGCUGCGGUAGCAAAUGGAAGCCCCUUGAUGAACCACACACCAGUAGCAGAUGGAAGCUCCCUGAUGAACCAAGGACCGGUAGCAGACAGAAGGCCACAGAAGAAACCGAUGCCAGUAGCAAAUGGAAGGCCCAAGAGGAAGAAGCAACCAGAUGUAGCAAAUGGAAGGCCCCAGAGGAAGAAUCAAGCAGCAGCAGCAGCAAAUGGGAGGCUCCAGAGGAAGAAACCAACAGAAACAGCAGUAGCAAAUGGAAGGGCCCAGAGGUACCUGGCACGAGUAGCAAAUGGAAGGCCCCAGGUGAAACAAACGCAAGCAGCAGAUGGAAGGUCGCAGACGAACCAGAAACCCGAGGCAAAUGAGAAGGCGUUGAUACCAGUAACAAAAGCCGUUCCUGCGCCCGUGGUUUAUCAGCGAAAGGCGGUUGAUCUGAAACCAAAGCUGGAACAUAGGAUGGUACAGAAAUUGGCUGACCCAAGCUACAACAGGCCAGCGCUACCUAAAGAGCAAGAGUUAGCAAUUCAGAAGGUCGAUACAGAUGCGCCAAUCAACAAGGUUGUGGAUGUGGGAAGAAUGCAGGCCAUGCUGAGCAUUCUAAUCGACUCGGACGAGGAGGAGGAGGAGGAGGGGGGCGAGAUCGACUGGAGCGCCUCGUGCGUGAUCCUGAAGUUGGAAGCAGGGUGUGCGGGCGAUGAGGUGGCGGCGGAGGAGGCGGCGAGCGAGGGGGAUGCGCUGGAGAUCCUGCGGCGGGCGAGGAAGCGGCGGCGGAGGGAGGCCAACGCCAACGCCAUCGUGCUUGUCCCUGACCAACGAUGAACAGAGGCUCCUACAGCAACCCAACGGUAACACGUGGCUCCUACGUACGGUGGAUCCACACUCGACAGACAGUCAUACAGAUUACAGAGGCCGGGAGAGGUGAAAAUUUGGACGGUAUCUCACCGCGUGGUGAUGUGAUGUACAGACAGAGACACGGUACUUGUUUUCUUUUCCCCUUGCACGGUUACAGCGCCGAAAUGGAACUACUUGCUUCUAGGAUGAGCAUAUGCAAUUAUGCAUGAAUGAAUAUGCCUAGUACUACUUCGCUGUUA